Elgaria multicarinata webbii is the source of this 2217-nucleotide messenger RNA. RefSeq names its product glutamic-oxaloacetic transaminase 1 (gene GOT1). The transcript is spliced from 9 exons. Bases 54 to 1298 code for a protein of 414 amino acids. The record is from RefSeq and is a predicted model, not a curated record. Gene Ontology annotation, biological process: L-aspartate biosynthetic process. Gene Ontology annotation, molecular function: L-aspartate:2-oxoglutarate transaminase activity; pyridoxal phosphate binding. NCBI's taxonomy places the organism in Eukaryota, Metazoa, Chordata, Lepidosauria, Squamata, Anguidae. Gene Ontology annotation, cellular component: cytosol.
UCCAGCCGGCGGCUUGUGCACCCGAGCAGCGCCAGCCUUGCCACCGACCUGCGAUGGCUCCCGGAUCAGGAUCCGUGUUCACCGCCGUCCCGCAGGCCCAGCCAGUGGCCGUUUUCCAGCUCACGGCGGAUUUCCGCGCCGACGGGGAUCCUCGCAAGGUCAACCUGGGCGUUGGAGCCUAUCGCACAGAUGAGGGGCAGCCGUGGGUCUUGCCAGUGGUCCGGAAGGUGGAGAUGAUGAUCCCCAAGGACACCAGCUUGAAUCAUGAGUAUCUACCCAUCCUGGGCUUGCCAGAUUUUCGUUCCAAUUCCUCACGAAUUGCCCUAGGAGAGGACAGCCCAGCCAUCAAGGAGAGCAGGGUGGGGGGUGUCCAGUCCUUGGGAGGCACAGGGGCUCUGCGUAUUGGAGCAGAGUUCUUAAGGCGCUGGUACAAUGGAACCAACAACACAGCGACCCCUGUCUACAUCUCUUCUCCUUCCUGGGAAAACCACAACUCUGUCUUCACGGAUGCUGGCUUCAAGGACAUCCGAACCUAUCGCUACUGGGAUGCUGCAAACAGGGGUCUGGACCUAAAGGGAUUUCUGGAGGACUUGGAGAAAGCUCCAGAGUUCUCCAUCUUCAUCCUCCAUGCUUGUGCUCAUAAUCCAACUGGCACAGACCCCACACAGGAGCAGUGGAAACAAAUUUCUGCUGUUAUGAAGCGCCGGUUCCUCUUCCCAUUCUUUGACUCUGCCUACCAAGGUUUUGCCUCAGGUUGCCUGGAUAGAGAUGCCUGGGCGGUCCGCUACUUCGUUUCAGAGGGCUUUGAACUCUUUUGUGCCCAGUCCUUCUCAAAAAACUUUGGCCUCUACAAUGAGCGAGUGGGAAACCUGACCGUGGUGGCGAAGGAUGCAGACAACGUACAGCGUGUCCUAUCCCAGAUGGAGAAGAUUGUCCGCACGACCUGGUCUAACCCGCCAUCGCAGGGGGCUCGUAUUGUGGCUACUACACUGACUACCCCAGAGCUUUUUGCUGAGUGGAAAGGGAAUGUGAAGACGAUGGCCGAUCGGGUCUUGCUGAUGCGGGCGGAGCUCCGGUCUCGGCUUGAAGCCCUGGGCACACCGGGGGCUUGGAACCACAUCACAGAGCAGAUCGGCAUGUUUAGCUUUACAGGCCUGAACCCUAAGCAAGUCCAGUACCUGAUCAAGGAGAAACACAUCUACCUGAUGGCCAGCGGACGCAUCAACAUGUGUGGUUUAACCACAAAGAACCUGGAUUACGUCGCUGGCUCCAUCCAUGAAGCUGUCACUAAGAUCUAGCAGAGACUCUGCAUGCAGGACCUUGCAACUUUCCCCUAAUGUUUUGGGUUGUUUUUAAACCAAGACCAGUCACUGGAAGUGGGAGUUUAAGCAGAGGAAUGGCAGGGGUGGGGGCGCAGAGAGAGGCUGUUAACUUUUUCCCUUCCUGCCACUCUUCUGCCUGAAAUCCCCCCACCCCCAAAUGGGAGUGAGAGUACCUGUCUCUUCCCCUGCAGGUGUAAAAUUAGCUUGGGGGGGGGGGGGUUGCAAGUGGAAAAGUAGCCAGAGGGGAAAAGAUUAAGUAAUCCUCUGCACCCUUUCCCUCCCAUUUUAAAUUUGCAGCCACAACCCAAAUCAUCAGGGGAAAGUCACACACAAGUGUAUAACAUCUAGCUUGGUCUUUGGCAACCAGACGUGAUUCCCUCCAUCCUGUAAUAUGUACUUUCCCUGGCUGAGCUCACCACCAUCAUCUCUGUGACUCAGUGAGGACUGAGAACAGCAAUGCUAUCACCAAAACAUCUCCCUGCCUCUUGAUGGCCUUUGGUUUUGUGCAUGCAGAUCACGGGGCGCAAGCCUGUCUAUAAACUUCUCUUCCUUCUGUGUGCAAGCUGUUGGUUUUGCACACCUUUUAUUAGUAGCAAAUAACUCAAACCCAAGCACACGGGCCACUUCCGGCCGUCUUGUCUGUCUCUCCAUUUGCACUUUAUGUAACCAACCCUCUUUGCCCCAUGCCUGCUACAGGAAAGGGGUGAUGUACUAUGGGAGAACUACCCGAACGGUUGGUCUCCCUGUAGUGACUGAGGCCUGCGUGGGCUAUUUCAGGGAGCAAGGCUGGUGCUGCUUCUCUUCGUUUCCAGCCUUGCAUGAGCAAAGAUUGUAACCUUAAAAGAACUUGUACCUUUUCUGCCAGCGCAACAAAAUAAAACAUCUCUUCAUGCCA